Molecule: messenger RNA, 1404 nt
Organism: Penicillium antarcticum
Lineage: Eukaryota; Fungi; Ascomycota; Eurotiomycetes; Eurotiales; Aspergillaceae
Product: TFIIH/NER complex subunit SSL1
Exons: 2
Coding region: 1-1404 (467 amino acids)
Biological process (GO): nucleotide-excision repair; regulation of transcription by RNA polymerase II; DNA-templated transcription
Cellular component (GO): transcription factor TFIIH holo complex; transcription factor TFIIH core complex
Molecular function (GO): zinc ion binding
Source: RefSeq, a predicted model, not a curated record
AUGGCCGACUCCGACGAAGAAUAUGUGGGCGAGGUAACAGAGGAUGAAGACGAUCUCCAGGUGACUCGAGGCGAUACAAGAGCAAGGAAAAGAAAACAGCGCGGAGGCGCAGAAUGGGAGCUAUCCAGAACCUGGGAGACUCUGGUUGAGGGUGCGGAUGGGACCAUCAAUUCCACCGUCGAGGGCCUUCUGGAGGCGGGCAAAAGGAAAAGGCUAUUGAAAGAUACGACACCAUUGCAGCGCGGUAUCAUUCGACAUCUCAUCCUCAUAAUCGACCUUUCACAGUCCAUGUCUGAGAAAGAUCUGCGACCGACACGGUACCUGUUAACGCUUCGAUAUGCUCAGGAGUUUGUGAGAGAAUUCUUUGAGCAAAAUCCCAUUUCCCAGCUCGGCGUCCUUGGACUGAGAGAUGGCCUUGCCCUUCGCGUCAGUGAUAUGAGCGGUAAUCCAACGGAGCAUCUCGCGGCUAUCCAAGCGCUAAAAACACAGGAUCCCAAAGGUCUUCCCAGCCUUCAAAACGGAUUGGAGAUGGCGCGUGGUGCGCUUUUGUAUGUCCCCGUGUCGGCAACAGCCUCCCCGAAGAAAAAUAAUCCGCUAAUCCGUGAAUGUAGCCAUACUCCAAGCCAUGGCACUCGAGAGGUGUUGAUCAUCUUCGGGUCUCUCCUUUCCUCUGACCCUGGAGAUAUCCACCAGACAAUAAGUAACCUGAUCAGCGACAAGAUCCGAGUUGGGAUCGUCGGUCUUGCCGCGCAGGUUGCAAUCUGCCGUGAGCUUUGCACCAAAACAAAUGGCGGGGACGAGACAGCGUAUGGGGUGGCACUGAACGAACAACACUUUCGGGAGCUGAUGAUGGACGUAACAACACCACCGGCUGCUUAUUCGCAAAAGGAAUCUGCGAGCUCUUUGCUAAUGAUGGGGUUCCCGUCUCGUACGGUGGAGUCCAGCCCUUCUCUCUGCGCGUGUCAUUCAAAACCCUCGCGGGGCGGCUAUCUCUGCUCACGAUGCAAUAGCAAAGUGUGUAGUCUCCCUGCAGAGUGUCCAUCCUGUGGACUUACAUUGAUUCUUUCGACUCACCUGGCACGUUCGUAUCAUCAUCUAUUCCCUUUGAUAAACUGGGUCGAGGUCCCGUGGCGUCGAGCCUCACAAAGUUCUGCUUGCUUUGCCUGUGGUAUUUCUUUUCCACCAGUUCCCCCAGAAGAUCAAUGGCAAGUGGCCGAAACCCAUACCAAGGGAAUGAGUGUGAGCAGUCGCUACGGGUGUACAGCGUGUCAGAACCAUUUCUGUAUCGACUGUGAUCUAUUUGCACAUGAGGUAGUACACAACUGUCCUGGGUGUCAAAGUAAAAGUGCAAGCUUGCACUCCGCGCCCAAGGCAACAAGUGAGGGCAUGGAUACCACACUCUAG